AUGGAAAAUAUAGAGGUCAAAGAAGACCCAUUCCCGGCGUCCACAAGGCACGCGGUCGGACUGGUAGAUGGUGUCGAAACGCAAGCUUCGUCAACCUUCUUCUCGGACAGAAUUAUGGUCACCUUGUCACAGGAGGGUCGUCUCUCGCAAUGGAUCCAAGUGUCAUUAUCAGCGCCGUCAGCUGCAACCGUUGAUAUGGCACUGCCAGACAGGAGUUUGUUGCCUUUGUCACAUCUGACACCAAAGACUCUCCUUGGCGGUGGUGGCGAGGACAGAGAAUCCUCUGGUCAACUUUAUGCAGUUCAGAUUGGCAGUCUCAUUGCCCGCAGAGAUUCGGAUGAGAAGCGUGUUCUCCUUGUUGGUCUUGGACUUUUGAAGUCCAAAACGGACAGAGAAUCUUUCUUCGACGUUAUCGAGCUUGUUCAGCAAAUUCUAUAA
Molecule: messenger RNA, 438 nt
Organism: Truncatella angustata
Lineage: Eukaryota; Fungi; Ascomycota; Sordariomycetes; Amphisphaeriales; Sporocadaceae
Exons: 2
Coding region: 1-438 (145 amino acids)
Biological process (GO): proteasome assembly
Source: RefSeq, a predicted model, not a curated record